AAAUCUGUUGUCAUAAACUCAGAUGAUCCUAAUGCUCACUAAAGUUUUAUAACUACUCCCUUAGAUUUAUUGUAUGCCUGUGAUUUGAAAGUUAUUGGAGCAGCUGAACAGAUAAAGGCCCUUUCAUCUCCAUUAUUGUGGCUGUCCUCCUAAAGGAAAUAGUGAGGAUUACAAAGAAAGGGACGUACUCAUCAGCAACAGCCCAGUCUUCUACUGGCUACCUGCCGGGAUGUCCAAAAUAUUCAGACCCGGGUUACAGCAAAAAAUCCCAGAAGAUGCCUACUGUGAGAAGCACCGGGAGCUUCUGCAGCUCUUCUGUGAUGAUGACCAGACCGCACUUUGUGGCAAGUGCUUCCAGUCCCAGGAACACAAGCACCACUUGGUGUCUGGAGUCCGAGAGGCUUCGGAAAAGUACGGGAAGUUAUUCCAGGAGAUAUUGAACACAUUGAAGGAGAAAAUUGAAGUAGCUAAAAGUAUAUUGGCUGAUGAGCAAGAAAGAAUGGUGAUGAUUCAGGGAGAAGAACAGAAUUUUAAAGAGAUAAUUGAAUCUGAAUUAAGGAUAAUGUUUCGAGUGAUGAUUGAAGAGUAUAUGGUGUACUUCCAGAGCCUACAGGGGUACACAUUUGACCUGAAGUUCAGAGCAAUCACUCUGAAUCAAUUGACUGGGUUUGCCAAAGAAGUAGAGAAGUCCCAAGAAGUCCUACAGAAACUGAAUGAGUUGGGGAGAGAGAACAUGAAUAAAUUGAAGGAGAGUGAAGUCAGGGUCUAUAAAGAGAUCUGCAGCCUCCAGGAGAUCACAGAGAAGCUAGAGAAGUGUGAGGGAUCUCCCUUCAUGUUGCUCCAGAAUGCAAGAUAUUUUUUGAAAAGGAGUGAGUCACUACUGACUCAGUGUCUCCAGCCCGCCCAUGUCACAGACCUCAGUCUAUUCCAAAUCACAGGACUUAGCAAAUGGGUGAAGGUGUUCCAAAGACGUGUAACUUUGGAUCCUAAAACAGCUCAUCCCUGUCUGGUCUUAUCCAAGGAUCUGAGAAGCAUAGGACUCAGAUAUGUCCAGCAGCUUAUAUCAGGAAACCCAGGGAGAUUUGACUUCAGUGCUACUGUGUUGAGUGUGGAGAGUUUUACCUCAGGAAGACACUACUGGGAAGUGGAUGUAGAAAAGGCAGCAGAGUGGCAAUUAGGCAUAUGUGAAGAUUUUGCCAACAGAAAGAGUGCUGUACCCAAAGCUUCCAAAGAUACAAUCUUACUCACAAGAUCUGUGAUGGGUACCCAGUGUACCUACUGGGUCUCUCCCCCUUUGAAAAAGGUCUCCUGGAGAGAGCAAAUGCACAAAGUUGGAGUUUUCCUAGACUAUGAGUGGGGACAGAUAGCCUUCUAUGAUAUGACAGAGAGAUCCCUCAUUUAUAAUUUCUCUAAUCUCACCUUCCAUGGAGCACUCAGGCCUAUGUUUUCUCUUUGUAUACCAAAUAGAGGCACAAUUUCAGACUCUCUCAGCAUCUGCCUCCCUCAGUUUCCUCCUUAUAAUGUUACUGUUGGCCCUCCAUCUUCCUAGGUGUGAAAUUGAAGGUAAGGUACCAGAAAGUCGAAAACAUGACUUUAUAGAAGAACUUAUAUAAAGUAAUCCAGUAUGGAAUUUAGAGUACUUAACCCCUGUUCUGAAUAUUCCCCAAAACCUUUGCUUUCAUGGCUUUCAAUACCCAUUUAGUGUAAAAAGCUACCUUUGAGCCCAGUCACGAAUGAUAAUAAUUGAAGGACCCUGCAUGAAUUAGAAUAAGAAAUGUAUAUGCAACAUUAGAUAAAGAAAUAACCAUUAUGUUUUUUGCUGCUCCCCUGUCCCCCCACCUAGAUAGAGAAAUUAGAGUAGAAAUAUAUCCUGAGAUUCUGAGGAUCAGGUUAACUCUAGAGAUAUUUCUGAACGCAGAAUUCAUCAUAAUCAAAGCUUUAGAUUUGAGGAUAUCACAGUGGCAUGUGGCGUGGAGACACUGUUGACAUUGAGCCAUCCUGUUGCUGACAGAGUCAGAAACUCCUAACACUUACAUUCCAAGUAGAGAAUAACUUAAUUUGCAUGUAUAUUUUUUUGUGGGAAGAACAAGGAGGUGUUAUGGAAAAUGUGAAUGUUUUAGAAUUAUUUUUAAGUAACCUACUCCUUUCUUCUAAGGAAAAGUGGAUUUCUUAAAAGGACACUGAUAGACAGUUCAAUGCUUUGAAAUAUAUUGUAAUGUCUUGUGUUUACUCUCGCCUUUGUUCAACAAUCUACUGAAAAAUGUUUUUUUUCCUGUAGCCUUGCUCAGGGCUAUAAUGCUGAGAAGAUGACAAAAUA
Molecule: messenger RNA, 2317 nt
Organism: Talpa occidentalis (Iberian mole)
Lineage: Eukaryota; Metazoa; Chordata; Mammalia; Eulipotyphla; Talpidae
Gene: TRIML2
Product: tripartite motif family like 2
Exons: 8
Coding region: 230-1549 (439 amino acids)
Molecular function (GO): protein binding; zinc ion binding
Source: RefSeq, a predicted model, not a curated record